GUCAUGCUUCGGGCUAUUCCACCGCAGGAAGCUGGACAUCGCCUGCUCUGCUCGCCCAUAAUUCGUUGCUGGGGCCUCCAGGGUACCGGGAAGGAUUGCGACGCCAGAGGGGAUCCCAUGCCAUGUAUAAACUGAGUCUACCCGCCGCCUUUUGACAUCUCUCGGCCGCCCUCUUUUCCGUCCAGCGUAUGUUGUAUUAUGCUCCAUUGCCCUUGAUAAACACCCUUUGUGGCAAUAAUCAUGGGACAGAAGCCUAGCAGCCCGUUGGCGACUUGUCUCGACAACGUCUGUGAUGGCCGUUCCUCUUGCAUUGGAUACCCCAACGACCCUCUCUUCCAGCUCAACUGGGUGAAGCCGUACAACCUCGAUAUCCCGGUGGAGCCUAUUGCCGUCACCAAACCGUCAACAGCGGAAGAUGUCGCCGGAUUCGUCAAGUGCGCUGCGGACAACAAUGUCAAGGUGCAAGCCAAAUCAGGCGGUCACUCAUACGCCAACUUUGGCAUUGGUGGUACCGACGGCGCUCUAGUCAUUGACCUGGCCAACUUUCAGAACUUCUCCAUGGACACGAACACUUGGCAGGCAACUAUCGGCGGAGGCCACAAGCUGCACGACGUGACGGAAAAAUUGCACGACAAUGGGAAGAGAGCCAUGGCUCACGGCACAUGUCCCGGUGUAGGCAUCGGAGGCCAUGCUACAAUUGGCGGUCUCGGCCCCAGCUCAAGGAUGUGGGGAAGUUGUCUAGAUCACGUUGUUGAAGUUGAGGUGGUCACCGCAGACGGCAAGAUCCAGCGCGCAAGCGAAUCCCAGAACUCGGACCUGUUCUUUGCUCUCAAGGGCGCCGGCGCCGGCUUCGGCGUCAUCACCGAGUUUGUUAUGCGGACCCACCCGGAACCCGGCGAUGUCGUGCAGUACUCGUACGCCAUCACUUUUGCCAAGCACCGCGAUCUUGCACCUGUCUUCAAACAAUGGCAAGACCUCAUCUCCGAUCCGGAGCUGGACCGUCGGUUCAGUAGCGAAUUUGUGAUGCAGGAGCUCGGCGUCGCCAUCACGGCCACGUUUUACGGUACAGAGGAUGAGUUCAAGAAGACGGGCAUCCCGGACCGCAUCCCCGAGGGCAAAAUCUCCGUGGUAGUCAAUGACUGGCUCGGCGACGUUGCUCAAAAGGCACAAGAUGCGGCGCUCUGGUUGAGUGAUAUCCAAUCACCCUUCACCUCCAAGAGUCUCGCAUUCACCCGCAACGACCUCCUCAGCGAAGAUGGUAUCCAAGGAAUGAUGGACUACGUGGACGGUGCCGACCGUGGCACCCUGAUUUGGUUCCUCAUCUUCGACGUCACCGGCGGCGCCAUCAACGACGUAGCCAUGAACGCUACCGCCUACCGCCACCGCGAUAAGGUCAUGUUCUUCCAAGGCUACGGUGUCGGUAUCCCCACGCUGAGCAGCAAGACCAAGGAUUUCAUGUCUGGAGUCGCCGACAAGAUUCGGAAAGCGAGUCCAAACGAGUUGAGCACAUAUGCUGGGUACGUCGACCCGACACUCGACAACGCACAAGAGCGGUACUGGGGAACCAAUCUCCCGACACUGGAGCGCAUCAAGGCGACCUGGGAUCCCAAGGACUUAUUCUCGAAUCCGCAGAGCGUGCGACCCAACGCGAGCGCAGAGAUUGUUCAGCCCACGACUAGUGGUGGCUCGAAUGGCUCUAAUGGCUCGAAUAAUAGCGACUCGGGAGGCGGUAAUAGCUAGGAAGGGGCCGGGAGCACCCGGCAUUCACUUGGUCUUUCGGGACUUGCAUUCACGACAGUUAUGGUUUUGGCAUUUUCUCUCUUCUUAGCAUAAAGCACUGGCUCGGUAGAUCACGAGGCAGUCGACUCGUUUCUCAAAGAUACCCGGUAUCAAUUCAAGCAUAUUCUAUUCAAAUCAAAGUCUGGCCAUCCAUGCCGAUUGUUACGCCAUAUGUACUCUUAAUGUUGAAGGAAGCCUGCCAGGCAUUCG
This is a messenger RNA of Colletotrichum godetiae, 1989 nucleotides long. RefSeq lists its product as uncharacterized. The record is from RefSeq and is a predicted model, not a curated record. Gene Ontology annotation, molecular function: oxidoreductase activity; FAD binding. The transcript has 3 exons. NCBI's taxonomy places the organism in Eukaryota, Fungi, Ascomycota, Sordariomycetes, Glomerellales, Glomerellaceae. The coding region runs from base 241 to 1740 and encodes 499 amino acids.